UCUUCUUUUUGUUUUUUUUGCAGGACUAUUCACAGAGGGCUGGGCUUUCAUGAGACGAGCAGGCCGGCUGCUCUGCUUACAGAAUGACAUUUAAAAAAAGAGGAGAGGAGAGGAGAGGAGAGGAGGAAAAAAAAAGGGGCAGAGUCACAGUUUGGGAAGGCCCUUUUUUAACCCUGCGUCUCUGUAAAUUUAUAGGUUCUCUACAAACACACCCACAUGUGGACACACACACACACACACACACACACACACACACACACACNACACACACAGAUAGCAGAAGGCCAACACACAAAGUCAGGAUGUGACAUCACCCACAGGAAGAGAAGCCAAACACUUAUUUUCAUCCUCUUUGUGUGUGUGUGUGUUGUCUACUGAGAGAAGUCGGAGUUUCUCAGACAGUCGAUGACCAGCUGAGAGAGGAACUUUAGAAGAUCUGGAGGGAUAGAACAGCCGGAGCUGAKUUCCACACUGGAGUUUGAUCCUCCCUGAACUCCCACCAACUUUCCACAGCAUUCCUAACUAUCGGCUGUUGGCUUUCAGUGAGAACCGUUCCACAAACAGGAAACAAGCACUCCAUGAAAUCUGAACAUGGCAGACACCGACCUCUUGUGACCUGAUUUCAASUGGCCUGACUUCCUCACAUCCCAAUAAAGUUGAUCCAACUCAAACCUAAUAAUUAUUCUGGAGAACUUUGUCUCCCCUUAUCUUAGGGGGAAACAACUGAGUCAAUGGCACUGUGUCUCGGGCAAGUGUUCAGCAAAGCCCGAACAUUCAGGCCGAAGAGGCGGUUUGAGCCCGGCACACAACGCUUUGAACUCUACAAGAAGGCCCAGGCCUCGCUCAAGUCAGGCUUGGACCUGAGGAAAGUGGUUCAGCUGCCAGAGGGAGAGAACCUCAAUGACUGGAUUGCAGUUCACGUGGUGGAUUUCUUUAACCGCAUCAACUUGAUCUAUGGAACGGUCAGCGAGUACUGCACAGAGCGCACGUGUCCCAUCAUGUCUGGAGGACUGAGGUACGAGUACAGAUGGCAGGACGGCGAGGACUACAAGAAACCUACCAAGCUGCCUGCACUCAAGUACAUGACUCUGCUGAUGGACUGGAUAGAGUCGCUCAUCAAUGAUGAGGAUAUCUUCCCCACCAGAGUAGGAGUACCUUUCCCCAAGAACUUCCAGCAGGUGUGCAAGAAGAUCCUGAGCCGUCUCUUCAGAGUGUUUGUUCAUGUUUACAUUCAUCACUUCGACAGCAUCUGCAGCAUGGGCGCUGAGGCCCACAUCAACACCUGUUACAAACACUACUACUACUUCAUCACAGAGUUCCAUCUCAUCGAUAACUCCGAACUGGAGCCUCUGGUGAGUCAUCCUGUUGGAAAGGGAAGUUUACUACGUUACAAUCUGGAACAAAGGUCUUGGGGUCAUACAGUACUGCAAGGGGGUCAUGAAAAUUUUUGGUUAGACUUUAUUUAAAAAAAAACACAUUACAAUGAAUCCAACAAUGUAGCAAUAAAUUGAUAAAUGGAGGUAUAAAAUAAUGUAUUUCAGUCAGAAAUGCACACAUUCAGRGAGCACCAGCUGAACUCUAGUGUCACUCUCAGCCUGACCCUCCAUGUAUUCUACUCGCGAAGAGAAGACCCCGCCCCCUAUCCAUACUGGACAAGUCAUACUGRCCUGCUGGCAUAUUCUGAUCACAGUAACUAAGAGUCUGUUAGUGCUGUAAUAUUUACAAUACUUCUACAGUGCUGUAACUCAUGUAUACAAUGAACCCCCGAUUUUCAUGGGAGUUACAUUCGAGUACCUGUGAAUCGUGAAAAAAUGCAAAUAUUGGAUGCGGUCCAGAAAAGGCCUAGAGUGUGUUUGGGUGACAUCAUAAUGCAGUAAGAAAAAAAAAAAAAAAAAAAAAAAAAUACAACAGCUAAACAGUUAGCAGCUACAUGCCACAUGGAGAAGUGGAUUGUGGGCAAAGCUGCGUCAAGAACUGUGCUGCAUUUUUUAUAUGGAACUGAAUUUACAUUGACUUUUAUGUUACAAAAUAAAACGAUAUUGUUCUUAAUAAUUUAGCUUGAAAACUCACAAAAAACCAUGAGAGAAAAAAAUUGACAUACCAUACUGAACUGUUUCUCCGGUUUCCACAGUUUUACGGGGAUUAACGCAAACUAGUGCUCCAUGAAAAUAUCCCUGAAGGACUGAGUCACACAAACUGUGAAAUGCAUCUUUGCAAGUAAAUCUGUGUUUUGGUAGAUUAUGUCUUUUUUGUGUUUCUUAGUAAUAAAUCUUACACCAUGCACCUGAUUGGCAGCACCUGGGGAUACCAGAAGCUCAAAACAAGAAGCUGUUUGGCKGAGAAUUGGCGUUGAUCUGGCUCUCCAUCAGUUUGUGGGUCACCGACUGAAAAACACAGAAGACCUCUGAUCUAGAGGGAUAUAUCUGCAAUUUUGUCAUUUUUUUAACCUUUGAGUGUUUGUAAGACAUGAUAAAGUUUUACUCAUAAAAAAGAACAGCUAUUUUCCAUCCAGACUAAAACAUCUCUCAUCCUGCCUGAGCAUGAUUACAGAACACAUAAACUGUGUCCUCACCCACAAUAACAUAUUUUUCAUUAGAUUUUUUUUAAUAAAACUGGAAUUCCGUCAACUUUUUGUUGAGAAUCUGAGCAGAUGAACAAUAGUUYGCAGUUAAUAAUAGUAAUAAUUAAUAGAUCAAACCAGUUAAAGUGUGAUUUCAUUAUUUUUUCCUGCAUUGUGAAACAGGGAUGUGACGGUUGUGUCAGCACAAUGAAAACUGUGAACCUUAAGUUUCAUUAUUUCAAAUUCACUUCUCCAUUUUUACAAGAAUGAAUGAAUUUGGCUGUGUUGUUAUUGUUCUUGUGCAACAGAAACAGAUUUGAUUUGUUGACUCGCUCUUUGUUUGGUUUCCCUGCAGAAYGAGAUGACGGAGAGGAUUUGCACUUGAAGAGAACCGAACGGACAAAGAAGUUUACAUUUUGACGUUAUCUGAGCCCUUCUCCAGAGAAAAUAUAAGCUUCAGCACAUUCCAGACAAAGAAUAGUUUUAUAUCAAUUUGUAUGAGAGUUUUUUUUAACAUAUGGACAAUCAAUUAAUUGACCACUUUCCUUCAGAUGGUGGUACUGUAUGUACACAGAAACUUUUACUUACUCUCAUUAUGGUGCUGUGACAUCUUUAUACUCCUCUGUUAGUUUCUAACACAAGACUACAUUUCCUUUGUUUGUUUCUUGUCUUUAUGUUCAUGUUUAUGUGUGAUAUGACGCCUGUAUGAUUGUGGUCACUGCCAGUUGAUUAAAAUGAAAUGAAAUGUAA
Austrofundulus limnaeus is the source of this 3310-nucleotide messenger RNA. RefSeq names its product MOB kinase activator 3C (gene mob3c). Lineage: Eukaryota; Metazoa; Chordata; Actinopteri; Cyprinodontiformes; Rivulidae. The record is from RefSeq and is a predicted model, not a curated record. The transcript has 3 exons. The coding region runs from base 732 to 1466 and encodes 244 amino acids.